Plutella xylostella (diamondback moth) is the source of this 877-nucleotide messenger RNA. Its product is annotated as trypsin-7. Gene Ontology annotation, molecular function: serine-type endopeptidase activity. The record is from RefSeq and is a predicted model, not a curated record. NCBI's taxonomy places the organism in Eukaryota, Metazoa, Arthropoda, Insecta, Lepidoptera, Plutellidae. Gene Ontology annotation, biological process: proteolysis.
AUGCAUCAGUGAUAGUUAAAAGUACUCGAUAAUAAAUUUAUUUACUAAUUUAAAAUGUUCAUAAGUAUUUCUAUAAUUGUAGUUGUAGUUCAAUGUUUUAAUAGUGUAGACAGUGGUAGAGUGAAAAGAGUCAUAGGAGGGUCUGAAGUUGAAUGUGGAUCCCUGCCCCGCGUGGCGUCUCUGCGCAACUCCUCGUCCCUGCAGCACCUGUGCGGGGCCACGCUGCUGGGCGCCCGCCACGCGCUCACCGCGGCGCACUGUGUGUCGCCAGCCUCGCGGUACUACCUGCAGCUCAGCAACAUGUGUGUCGAGACUGGAGAGGUAGUGCCUAAUGCCACGGUUGCGGAGAUUGUUGUUCAUGAAGGAUAUAACAAGUACACGAGAGCUCAUGAUAUUGCUCUAUUGAAGAUCAAGUUAAACUUGAAAAAUUCCAAUUGGCUCGACGAUGAAAAUAUAUUACCAUAUUCUUCAUUUGGUGUCUCGGGUACCUGCAUAAUAUCAGGGUAUGGUGUGAAAAAUACGACCUCCAUGGAAUUGUCUGAAACCCUGAUGACUGCCAACCUGAAGAUCAUUUCCCUUGACGAAUGCACCCGAAGACUGGGUAUCGUAGCUCCAAAACAUGAUGCUGGGAUGAUGUGUGCCGUCGGCGAUGACGCGACAGACUCUUGUCAGGGUGACUCCGGGGGCCCGCUGCUCUGUGCUGAAGGGCGCGUGGAGGGCAUCAGCAGCCACGGGCUGGCGUGCGCGCCGGGCGUGCCCGCCGUCUACACCAGCGUCGCCGCGCACCUGCACUGGAUCAGGAACCUCAUCACUAACUACUGAUGUACUGUAGGUAGCAGUGGAUGAGGAAAUAUAUAAUUACUUACACAUUGAAAUA